UGGGAGCGGCGGCGGCGGCCCGCGGAGCGGGGAAGCGAGGGCUCUGCGGGCCGCUCGGGCUGGCGUGGCCUUGGAUCUCGCUUCUGCUCCGGAGGAGGAGGAGGUCCCGGUCUGGAAGCCCAGAAACCCUUUUCCGGCCCGACCGAGGCCCUCCAGGCCGCGCCCAUGUGGUGGGAGGAGCCCGACCCCGCUCCCCGCCUGGAGGCCGGGAUUUUCCUACUCGGCGGGAGUCCUCCUUUUCCAGAGUUCCAGAAUGGAGACUGAAGGGUACCUAGAGACACAAAGAAGUAAAGAAGUCCAGAAUGAUAAAAUAGGCUCACCUUCAAAUGAGAUGAUGGCUGAGGAGCCAGAAGCUGUCCUAAUAUCGGCUCCCCAGGUCCAGGCUCCACCAGAGCACCUCGAUGCAGACUCCGUUGAAGACGUGGAGACCAUGCCACGAAGGAAUCCUCCCAAUGCGGCAGCCUCUAGGCAGAGGUUCCGGAGAUUCCGCUAUGAGGACGCAGCUGGGCCCAGGGAUGUCCUCAGACAUCUCCAGGAGCUUGCCGGACAGUGGCUGAGACCCGAUAUUCACACAAAGGAGCAGAUUGUGGAGAUGCUGGUGCAGGAGCAGUUCCAGGCCGUCCUGCCUGAGGAGCUCAGAGCUCGGGCCCAGAGAUGUCAGCCUGGGGUCAGAAUCACUGGCUAAGUCCUGCCACUGGGUUCUUGCUCAGCCUACAUGUGAGAAGUAGGCAAAUGUUCUCUUUGUUGCAAGAUCCAAGGACAGUCAUGGGGGAAAUGUGAACCUCGGUUUUUUUGAGCUUGCCUUUGACUAGUUGUAAUAAGAAUCCAUCAAAACCCAGUCUGGACCUCUCUGGCUGAGGCAGCUCUAAUUCCUGGGACUGAGCUCUAGAAAGAGCUUCUGUUAGGACAAUCAGCCUGUUGCUUGUUUUUGCUCUGCUGAAUGCCUCCUUUUUUGCACUUUCUGACAUGCUUUAAUAUAUUGUUAUGUAUCCAAAGCAGUAAUUGCUUCAACUUUCAGAAUUCUUGACUCUUGCUGUGGUGGCAUGAAUGGCAGCUUCUGUAACCCCACCAGUAACUCACUUGAGAUGUCCUUGAAAUAUUAAAGUUUGGUCCUCAA
This is a messenger RNA of Canis lupus familiaris (dog), 1117 nucleotides long. RefSeq names its product SCAN domain-containing protein 1-like. The transcript is spliced from 2 exons. NCBI's taxonomy places the organism in Eukaryota, Metazoa, Chordata, Mammalia, Carnivora, Canidae. The record is from RefSeq and is a predicted model, not a curated record. Bases 254 to 685 code for a protein of 143 amino acids.